AUGAGCAUUAAGGUCAAGCAGGCGGACGAAAUCGAGCAGAUCUUGGUGCACAAGUUCACGAACUUUUUGGAACAGAGAGCUGAGAGUUUCUACGUGUUGAGACGUGUGCCUGUGCCAGGGUACAGCAUCUCGUUUUUGAUUACGAACAAGCAUACCGAGACCAUGAUUACCGAGAAGCUGAUCGAGUUUAUCAUUGAGUUCAUGGAGGAAGUGGACAAGGAGAUUUCCGAGAUGAAGUUAUUCUUGAACGCGAGAGCCAGAUUUGCAGCCGAGGCUUACCUAGAACAGUUCGUCUAUUGA
Molecule: messenger RNA, 300 nt
Organism: Kluyveromyces marxianus DMKU3-1042
Lineage: Eukaryota; Fungi; Ascomycota; Saccharomycetes; Saccharomycetales; Saccharomycetaceae
Gene: ARC19
Product: Arc19p
Exons: 1
Coding region: 1-300 (99 amino acids)
Biological process (GO): Arp2/3 complex-mediated actin nucleation; actin filament polymerization
Cellular component (GO): Arp2/3 protein complex; actin cytoskeleton
Molecular function (GO): actin filament binding
Source: RefSeq, a predicted model, not a curated record